Messenger RNA from Fusarium venenatum, 258 nucleotides. The record is from RefSeq and is a predicted model, not a curated record. NCBI's taxonomy places the organism in Eukaryota, Fungi, Ascomycota, Sordariomycetes, Hypocreales, Nectriaceae.
AUGGAACGCCGAGUAUUUUCAAUGUACAGGGACCGAACAGCCUCUCCAUACGACGGAGAUGAGGAUGAUGUGAGUCAUGCAGAGAUGUUCUUUUACGCAUUCCUAGAGGUUGGUGACGACUAUGUCUUACUUGACGAAAUGAUAGAAGACAGUCGAGUUCUCUGGACUGUUCUGCGGUUAUUCCAGAAACUACUCGAGAUUAAUGACGAUACUGACAGAAAGAGGUUCUCUACAAUUUUAUUGGAAAAGGAUUGCUGA